Molecule: messenger RNA, 2188 nt
Organism: Hyposmocoma kahamanoa
Lineage: Eukaryota; Metazoa; Arthropoda; Insecta; Lepidoptera; Cosmopterigidae
Product: Bardet-Biedl syndrome 7 protein homolog
Exons: 15
Coding region: 1-2181 (726 amino acids)
Biological process (GO): intracellular protein localization; cilium assembly; intracellular transport
Cellular component (GO): axoneme; ciliary basal body; BBSome
Molecular function (GO): protein binding
Source: RefSeq, a predicted model, not a curated record
AUGGAUUACGAUUUAUCCCGAAUCGAUUAUACUAUUUGUGGAAUAACAUAUCCAGACACUUUAAAGAUUUUACCACUCGCUUGUCCAAAACUUCAACAAAAAUUCGUAGUUGGUGACAAAAACGGAGUAUUGCAAUGCCUCAGCAUAAAGGACGAAGAGCCUGUGGUGCAGUUCAAAACUUUGCCUGGGAAACCUAUAACUUCCGUUCAGUUAGCUUCAACAAUCGAUUCGCCAGCUGAUAAAAUAUUCGCGGCUUCUGGAAGUGAGGUGAAAGGCUAUACGAGGAAGGGAAAAGUAUUCCUAACUAUCGAAACUUCACUAUCAGAUACUAUAACAUCUAUGUGUAUUUUGGGAGCUGAUCUCAUACUUUGCAGCGGACGCACUGUUACCUGCUACAGGGAUCUCAAUGAAUUUUAUUCAUAUGCGUGCGAAGAUAGAGUACUCGAUAUCGCUGCAUUUGCUACACCAAAUAGCACUCGAGUGCGGUUGCUAGUACUGAUUGCCAACAAAGGUGCUACUCUCUUCGAAGGUGGUCAGGUGCUAACGCGAGCAGCAAUAUCUGCAGGCCCCUCUCGCCUUGCUGUACCUCUUUCACAUCACUUAUCUGGUAUUAGCGCAUUUUAUGGCGCUGCUGAUGGCUCUAUAGGACUUAUAACAUAUGAAGAAUCGCGAUUAUCAAGCAAAUGUCUUGUGGAAGGCCGAGAACUUGGAUCAGUUGUGUGUGUUGGUUGGUUUGUGGGAAACGGAGGUACUCAUUUAGCAGUUGGUCGUCAUGAUGGCUCAAUUCAGCUUUACCUAAUAGAUUUGGAAAAUAUUGCCAAGAAGCCACGAUUGAAGUUUACUUACUUUUCCGGGGAACCAGUAACAUCUAUUGAUGGAGGAUGCGUAGGAACUGAAGAAUGCGAGUUACUAGUAACAACAUUUUCUGGAAGAAUUUUUGCAUUGAGAUCCCGUCGGUUAGUCUCAGGGGCUGUAGCUUUAGCUAAUGUACCUCAAGAUGCCUUAACUGCACGUCGAGCUAAACUUGAAACUGAAGUAGCACGACUCGAAAAGCAAACUGCAAAUGAACGUGAGAAAUAUCAGCGUAGUACCCGAUCUUUGCAAGCUGUUUUAUCAACCCCGCCAUUACUGGACAUUCAGUACGAGUUAUCCGGAGCUUCUCACGACGGAUGGCAAGAAGCAAGGAUCAUAUCAGCUGUCCCGUUAGACAUGCUCUUCAUUUAUUGCGAUAAAAAACUUGACAUUCAAACAGAUAAUUCGGCUGUUCUUAGCAUAUGUCCUUCACAGGGAACAGCUGCCGACCUACUUGCAACGGUAAGAUGUCAAGCCGGUACUAGAAGACUUUGGGUACGUAUGUGCUACGUACUAGAUUCAUCAAUUGGAAAGAGAGCUACAUCUUUGCGAGUGCUUAUCUAUGCUUUGCCUGCUGGAGCUCCAAGAGUUGCACGACUUCUUACUUUACGAUUGCCGGCGUUGCCGUACUACUCCCUACACGAGGACAUUGACUGCGAUAAUGAAAAAAGAUCAUGGUGUCAAAUUCGGGUGUCAGGAAGCUUUUCCGUUGCUGAAUUAACUUCUUGGCUUACGGAAGCCUUACCAGGCGAUUUACCACGACCAGCGUCAAAUGUGACGUUUGUUCGACGUCAUACACUACUUGGGACCAUUAUCAUUUGUCGUUAUCAACGAGGUUCAGCAGUUUUAAAAACAGAUAAUAUAUCAACCGCAGCAGUAAUUAAGGAUAUUGUGUCUAACUGCUCAGUGAAAAAAAGCAUACGAGUAGAAAUCAGUUGUGAUAUACCUGAUGAUUGUUGCUUAAAAUCAUUUCAAAGAAUACAAGAGCAGUUUAUAUUGCAACACAAAAAAUAUGAAGACACUACUUUAGAAAAAGCAUUAAGCGCUUUAAAUUUGGAUGUAAACACGAUGGAUGAAGAAAAUUCAACACUUUGCCACGAUUAUCUGCGUGUAUGGGCAGCAAAAACGGACGACAUGGCGGAAACGUACUUUAAUGAACUAGUCGAUACUGUAGAGCACUGGUACAUGGACUGGUGCGACUUGUCUCUACAUAGAAGUAAACAAAUUAAUGAAGGUUUGCAACUACGAGAAGCUUUACGACAUUGCCGUUUGGAGACAGUGUAUAAAAUACUUGCUAAUGAACCGCUAUCACCACAAGAAUAUUAUUAAAAAUCUA